Molecule: messenger RNA, 495 nt
Organism: Patiria miniata (bat star)
Lineage: Eukaryota; Metazoa; Echinodermata; Asteroidea; Valvatida; Asterinidae
Product: cofilin-2-like
Exons: 2
Coding region: 72-434 (120 amino acids)
Biological process (GO): actin filament depolymerization
Cellular component (GO): actin cytoskeleton; cytoplasm
Molecular function (GO): actin filament binding
Source: RefSeq, a predicted model, not a curated record
UUUGUCUCUCACUGUUUUAGGUUCCUGAGUCAGCAGCUAUCGAUCUGGAGAUUCCGAUUAUCUACAAUGACAUGAAAAACGAUCACAAAUACCCAUGGGCCAUCUUCAAGAUCCAACAGAACCGCGUGGUAGUUGACACCCUCGGCACGGGGGGCUACGAGGAGUUUAUCGUUGCUUUGACAGCAUCAGGAGAACCACGAUACGCCCUCUACGAUGUUCCACAGGAUUGGGUUUAUGCAGAGUUCAACAUCGUCUUCAUUUUCUGGAUUCCUGAUGACGUCCCCUGGUCAAAAGCUGUGCCAUACGGCAGAACCGUGGUAGGCUUAAAGCAGAAAUUUACAGGUAUUAAGACAAUUAUGGAGGCAUAUGGAACAGCUUCAUCAAUCAAAGACGACAUGAUUUACACUGUAAACAAAUGGUAUGUUGGCAAGUAACUUCAACCUAAUUUAUCCGAACCUUGCAAUCAUUCUUUGCACUUCAUGCACACAAAAGGCC